GUCGCACUCAGGGUGGCUCGCAGCCUCCAUGCUACUCCCGCCCUCUCACUCUUGUCUCGUUGACACUCUAAGGAGCAUAGGAUGACUGGUAUACGACGCGAUGAGCGGGACCAACUCAAGGUCAUUAACGGACUAGGAAUCAGCUCACGAGACGGGCCAGGCUCAGCCACACAAACUCGGACGCAAUGGCCAAACACGGCUCCAGUGCCAGUCAAAGUACCGGUCCAAAAUCCUUAUGGCGCCGGACGGAUGAGGGACAACUUGCAGAGCUCGAACCGAAGAAAUAAUCGCACUGCUAGUACAACUAUCCUGGGCCCGCUAUCGCGUAGCAUCCGGGAUUCUCCCUCAUCAGGUCAUCCUAAUAAACGCCCGAGGCUUUCUGAAGACUCAGAGUUCGUCUUCACCUCUAGAGAAUUCUCAACAGAGAAACGUAUGCACUCCGCUGCUCACGGCAUGAAGCCCUUACCAUCGAUAACGGGACAGUUCCGAAUUCCUUCCAAACCGUCUACGACAUCCACCCCAGCAGCCAGUAGGAUACGCGGUGCGACUGCUAGUAGCUCAGAACCUAUCGUCAUAGUGGAUGACGAUGCCGAUAUUCAAGCUCCCAAGCAAUCUCCCAUGAAACAAUCAGAAAGAUGCUUCUCUCGUACUCCCAGUCCUGAUCCGAUCGACUCUUUUCCAAUCCGGGAGCCUUCUCGCUUGCAGAGACGGAAUUCCCCACCUCACGCAUUUGAGGCCGGCCCUUCUAAUCCAGAAUCUCAUCGAUUAGCUGACGAUGGAGAGUCGACAAAGCGUUUGCGGGAACGUCUGUUCGCGGCGCCAUCGGCUGAUAUCAUUGAUGUUGAUGCUCCUGGUGUUCCCGAAGACGACGAGCUUGAUUCAAUCCGCUCUUUCUCGGAACACACUCCCCCCAAGGCAUCUCAUCCAAUAGUGGUACCAGAUACGAAGUCCUUGCCACCGCAUCGUGUCGUCAAGGAACGUGUAGCGGCGUUCGAGCAGAAAACUCGUGUUAAGACUCCGUACAUCGAUCUAAACGCUCAGAACAGCAAAGGUCCGACAAGGAAGAGUGCCAUGAAGCCCAAGGGCGGAAAGUCAGGGACUGUCACACAAAGCAGUAUGCUGGACCAUAUGACCAUGCUUCCGUCAGGCUUCGUACACUCGAGUUCUACAAAGUCUCCGAAAAGGACUGUCAAGACAGCUGAGCGAUUGCGCGAUGAAUUUGUCGUACUUCCUCUCGAGGCGUGGACAUUGGGACGCACUCUCAUACAAGACUGGGACGAAGACGUUCAUUAUCCAAGGUACUGGUUGGUCUACACUGAGCGCCCAAAUCCGGUACUUCGAAUCACAGACACUCAGAAUUCGUCAACCCCACUCAAUGGUGCUGUCAUGGAAGAGAUCAAGGUGGGAAAUGGCGUUGAAAAGCUAUGUUAUACGAUGACGCCUUGCGAUAUUCACAAUACUGUUGUAUUGCAAUUUAAGUCGCGCCGUCACCAGACCACGAAUACCGAGGCUCGAUACGUUCCAGGUUCUGCUGGAGCGGAUGGUAGCAUCAUGUUCAAGUUUUUGACGAAGCACGCAAACUGGGAAAAUGGCACGCCAUAUGCGCACCUCGUGAAAGUCAUGGAAAAGAUGUCUACUGGCUGCGAAGUACGAAUGGUAGAUGCCCACGGUUCAAAACGGGUCUGGGAAGCACAAAUGAAUGCCGUAGAAUUUCCAGAUGGCUUAACGGAUAAGCUGCAGCAUGUUGACAUUCAAGAGCAAUCCGGAGCGAAUGUUGGACCUACCGACAGCAGCAUUCCUGUAGCCAAGGAGAGCGAAGGCCCCGUAACACGACGGUCAACUCGUACGGCUGCUUCUGAGAGUUCGUCGCCAGCACCUGACGAACUAAUCCUAGUAUACCCUCCCUCAGGUGUAGGCGCCAUCAACAUCAACAAAAGUGACCUCAAACGGCUUGAUCCCGAUGGGUAUCUAAACGACACGUUAAUCGAGUUCGGCUUGAAACUAUGGCUGGCGGACCUGACCAAGAGCAAUCCUGAUCUCGCCGAGCAAAUCCAUGUCUUCAAUUCAUUCUUCUACAAGAAGCUGAAUGUCAAAGAUAAGGACGAGGGAUACCAGAGCGUGCGGAAGUGGACAUCGAAGUUUGAUAUCUUCAAGAAGAAAUUUAUCAUUGUACCGAUCAAUGAGCGAUUUCACUGGUAUCUAGCGAUCAUAUACCAUCCAGAACACGUUCUCCUUCCUCCACUGAAUCCCACGGUAAUUUUGAAGCCCAUGACGCGUAAGCGCAAGCGUCAAGAGGAGCCUGAAGAGUUGAUGCCGACGGAGACCGCCGCCGUAGUUGGUAGCAAGUUUCAAUCGCCUGAUCACGAGAUCAUACCGGAUUCCUGCCCUCCUUCUCGAGGCGGCAGCCCGGUGGCAGAUAGCGAAGGCGAGCGGGAGGUUGAGUCUCUCCUUGAGCGCACCCGAUCUUGUUCCCUUGAAGACCAGCCAAUGGCUGAUGAAGAAGACGUUGCUGGUGCUGCCGCGGCGUCAAUGGGCGAAAUGAUUGAUUUGGAAUUGCAAUAUCCUGCAUCACCUCAAGAAUGUCUCCAGCAAAUAGAAGUAGACUCGGAUACACCGCAUCCGGAAGAAGCGAAUCAGCCAACCAGUUUUGAGAGUGCUGACGGCGCACAAAUCAAACAACGAGAGCAUGUGGUCGAUGCAAAUGCCGAUAUCAUGGCAAGUGUUGGCCCUGCUACAUUCUAUGGCAAUUCCUCUGCGUCUUCCUCUGCACGUAAAGGGGUUAGGACUCCAACACCAACUCAGUUCAUUGUGGACGACGAUAAUGCUAAUGCGCCGGAAGACGAAGUUAUGUCGAGGACAUCCGAUGAAAGUUCUCAACACACAUAUAUCUUCACCUUCGAUUCCCUCGGCACGAGGCAUCCGCAGGCUAUCAAGACCCUCACGCAGUAUUUGCAGAUGGAGGCGAGGGACAAGAAGGGAAUCGAGGUUACGCGCGAGGUGAUGGGUCGGAAUGCUCUGGUUCCUAUGCAACCAAAUUACUGGGACUGCGGUAUCUACGUGCUACACUUUGUCCGCAUGUUCCUCAGCGAUCCGGAUGCAUACUUUCAACUCAUCACGGCUUUCACCAAGCAGAAGGACUACUCUGCGGAAGAGCGGGCGGAACAUUGGAAGGCCAGCCAUGUCAAUGUCAAGAGGAUCCGGGAGGAGCUCAAGGAACGUAUCGCGGAGCUGUCGGAAACAUGGAAGAGUGAUCGAGCGCUGCGGGAGGAGCAGCGGAAGAGGGAGGCAGAGGCAUCUGCUGCGUCUCUGUCGGACGAGGACGAGGUGAUCAUAGAAGACGUCACACAUCGGAAGGCUAAGUCUCAUGGCAAGGGUCGAGCCUCAUAGUGCUGCAUAAGAGCACUGGAUGGUCGUGUUGCUCGUUGCUUUCAUGUCGCGCACGCUGAUUGCUCUCUGCAUCUCAUCAGCAACUCUUCGCGGAUGAUCUUACUUAUUCCCCUCAAUUGCUGUACAUUAUACAUGGUUCUGCACUAUCACGCUCUCCCUCGUUCACGUAUCUUUAUUGCUGUUCGUCUGUUUGAUCGCAUCGCGUUUGCAUCGCUCACGAUCGGUGGCCUGUGAUAGAUAGCGUCCUUACGGACCUUAUGCUCCCUUCCUCGUUGUUCAUAGCGCUUUCGCGUCUGGGAUGCUGCUUCAAGUUGUU
Laetiporus sulphureus 93-53 is the source of this 3703-nucleotide messenger RNA. Its product is annotated as cysteine proteinase. Gene Ontology annotation, biological process: protein desumoylation. The transcript is spliced from 16 exons. Gene Ontology annotation, molecular function: SUMO-specific endopeptidase activity. Gene Ontology annotation, cellular component: cytoplasm; nucleus. The coding region runs from base 82 to 3387 and encodes 1101 amino acids. Lineage: Eukaryota; Fungi; Basidiomycota; Agaricomycetes; Polyporales; Laetiporaceae. The record is from RefSeq and is a predicted model, not a curated record.